Molecule: messenger RNA, 1409 nt
Organism: Salvia hispanica
Lineage: Eukaryota; Viridiplantae; Streptophyta; Magnoliopsida; Lamiales; Lamiaceae
Product: zinc finger CCCH domain-containing protein 15-like
Molecular function (GO): metal ion binding; mRNA binding
Source: RefSeq, a predicted model, not a curated record
CAAGUUUCUGCUUCUCUGAAAACCGCUCAAUUCUCUCUCUCGCGUAGGAGCAGAAGGUGUUUUGAAGAGCAAUUUGAAGCUUGCGCGUGAAGUUUGAUUGCUAAUCAAAGCACUGCGCAGAAUUCGUAUGCACCGCGGCUAGGAACUAUGCAGAGAGAAAUCUCAAUCUCGACCGGAAUCUCCACUAUGCCUUUCAACGGUGAAUUCGAUUUCGAUCUGAAUCCGCUGAUGUACUCGUCGAUUUUCCCGCCAAAUCAUUCGUCAGGCUUCGAGAAUAACUACCUAAACGACGACGGAUCCUCCGAUUUCUCUUCCGCUGGGGACGAGAAAGCCCUAGCUCCGUGCUUGCCCCAAUUCCAGCAGAUGCUGAGUCAGGACCUGACGAACCGCCACCGCAUGGUGCUGACGCGCCUCCGCAGCGCGGCGAAGCAGGCGCAGACGCUCCGGCAGGAGAACGUCAAUCUGAAAAUGGCAAACCUCGAUUUGAACAAUCGGUUGAAUCUUCUGCUCAAUUCGCCGCCGCCGUUUCGUGGUGUGGCCGCCGAUCCUCUUCCUGGUUUGGAAAAUUUAGACGAAAGGAUGCGCAAGAUGAGCGUGGAAGAGGAGGGGACGAGUGAGAAUGAGGCGGUGGCGCAGAGCCCCACUAGCGUGAUGGAUUCCGGUCAGGGUGGGCUAGGAGAGAAGCGUGUUCAUUUGCCAAAGAGCAUUUCAGUUCGCUCUAAUGGCUAUCUCAAGGCGGCGCGGGAGUAUGCCAGCAGCAGCGGCAGCGGCAGCGGCGCCGGCCCCAAAGUUGUCAAAGCAUUAAACGAAAACAAUGGGACGCAAAAGGUAUAUGUGAAAGGCGGUAAGAAGGAGCAAGCGGUGGAACUCGAAGUGUACAAUCAGGGCAUGUUCAAGACUGAGCUCUGCAACAAAUGGCAACAGACCGGAGCCUGCCCUUACGGAGCUAACUGCCAGUUUGCUCAUGGCAUUGCUGAACUCCGACCAGUCCUCCGCCACCCUCGUUACAAGACUGAGGUCUGCCGCAUGGUCUUGAACGGCGUCCCUUGCCCCUACGGCCAUCGCUGCCACUUCCGCCACACUCUCACCGAGGAGGAGGAGCUCGUGAGGGCCAUGAAUACCAGCACUCUUCAACCUAUGAACUACCGGUAACACAUCUUCAUGUGAUUACUCUUUAUCUGUGCUUUGCAUGAAAGAGAAUGGUGUUAUGUAGAAGUGGAUUCGACGAUGUAAGUAAAUAAGCAUCAAAUGUGCUAGUAACAUUGAGGCUUCGUUCGCAUAGAAUUCAUGUGUCAUCAUUUUGAGACUUUUCUUUACGUUUAAAUGUCAUUAUUCAUAAUAAUGCUUUGCCACACUGAUCACUUGGUUGAAAACUCAUUUUUGCGAUGUGUAGUCAUCAUUCAUGCUAA